CCUCGAGGGCGCGCAGAAAAGCGCGCGGCCGCGGCUGCCCCUCCCCCAACUCUCACCGCGCAAGCCAGGAACCCGUCGCCCCGGCUGCUUCGGUCGCCGUGGUAGGUCGUAGUCAUGGAUUCUCCGUGGGAUGAUCUGACCCUUGCCUUUUCUCGCACGUCCAUGUUUCCCUUUUUUGACAUCGCCCACUACUUGGUAUCAGUGAUGGCGCUGAAGUGUCAGCCAGGAGCAGCGGCAGAGGCAUGGAAGAAUCCUUUUUCAAGUUGGUUUACUGCUAUGCUCCACUGCUUUGGUGGGGGAAUUUUAUCCUGUGUACUGCUUGCGGAGCCUCCAUUGAGGUUUCUUGCAAACAACACUAAUAUAUUACUGGCAUCUUCAAUCUGGUAUAUUAUUUUUUUUUGCCCAUGUGACCUCGUUUCCCAGGGCUAUUCUUUCCUACCUGUUCAACUCAUGGCUGUAGGAAUGAAGGAAGUGACCAGAACUUGGAAAAUAGUAGGUGGUGUCACACAUGCUGAUAGCUAUUACAAAAAUGGCUGGAUAGUCAUGAUAGCUAUUGGAUGGGCCCGAGGUGCAGGUGGUAGCAUUGUCACAAAUUUUGAGCAGUUGGUAAAAGGACGGUGGAAACCACAAGCUGAUGAAUGGCUGAAGAUGUCCUACCCUGCCAAGGUAACGCUGCUGGGGUCAGUUAUCUUCACGUUUCAGCACACCAACCAUCUGGCAAUAUCCAGGCAUAAUCUUAUGUUCUUCUAUACCAUGUUUCUUGUGGCCACAAAGAUAACCAUGAUGAUUACACAGACUGCUAUUAUGCCUUUUGCUCCUAUUGAGGAUACACUGAGUCGGAUGCUGUUUGGCUGGCAGCAGCAGUUCUCGUGUGAAAAGAAAAGUAAAACAAAAUCAUCUUUCAAUGGUACUGGUUCAUCGACCUCAAAGCCUAUAGCUGAUGCUUCAGAUAACGUUAAAAAGAAGCAUGCUAAGAAGACUGAAUAAAUUUACUUGAUGAG
Rhinolophus ferrumequinum (greater horseshoe bat) is the source of this 1001-nucleotide messenger RNA. RefSeq names its product transmembrane protein 38B (gene TMEM38B). Gene Ontology annotation, molecular function: potassium channel activity; identical protein binding. Gene Ontology annotation, biological process: potassium ion transmembrane transport. Lineage: Eukaryota; Metazoa; Chordata; Mammalia; Chiroptera; Rhinolophidae. Gene Ontology annotation, cellular component: membrane. The coding region runs from base 115 to 987 and encodes 290 amino acids. The record is from RefSeq and is a predicted model, not a curated record. The transcript is spliced from 6 exons.